Kluyveromyces lactis is the source of this 741-nucleotide messenger RNA. RefSeq names its product TRAPP subunit TRS31 (gene TRS31). The transcript has a single exon. Bases 1 to 741 code for a protein of 246 amino acids. Gene Ontology annotation, cellular component: TRAPPIII protein complex; TRAPPI protein complex; TRAPPII protein complex. Gene Ontology annotation, biological process: endoplasmic reticulum to Golgi vesicle-mediated transport. Lineage: Eukaryota; Fungi; Ascomycota; Saccharomycetes; Saccharomycetales; Saccharomycetaceae. The record is from RefSeq and is a predicted model, not a curated record.
AUGGCAGAACAAAUAAUUAACCCUAGUACAACACACUCAACUAAAGUCGCUGGCCAAGGUUACGAUUAUACCAUCGGACCUACACAAACGCUUCCCAACACAUCUACAGCCACUACUUCAGGCACUGGAUUUGUGGUACCGACCACAGGAAUAUAUGGUCAAUCGCUUAUUUCCAAAGAGAAACAGGUCUCUCUAUCAGCAUAUGCAUUCUUAUUUCAAUCAAUUGUAUCCUAUCAUCGUGAUUCUUCCAAAAACGUACAGGAAAUCGAACGGAAAUUAAACAGCUCAGGAUAUACCAUUGGUAUGAGACUCACAGAAAUACUUAAUUUCAGAGAUUCAGUACCAAAUAAAACAGGCCUUACAAACAUGGACAGUGUCGCUGGGACGAUAACAAACAUGAAACGUCGCAAUCUAAAGAUUCUCGAAACUUUACAGUACAUCCAUUUGACCGUUUGGCAAUACCUCUUCUCUAGGCCCAGCAAUGACUUAGUAAAAUCAUCAGAACGUGACAAUGAGUACAUGAUCAUUGACAAUGAGCCAACAAUUUCACAGUUCAUUCAGCACACUUCAGUUCAAUGUGAAUCCUUCACUUGUGGAAUCAUCGAAGGUUUCCUAGAUAUGGCUGGAUUCCCAUGUCACGUGACAUCUCAUUUCGUUGAAGAGACGGGCUUCUCAAAUAGAACAGUUUACCUGAUACAAUUCGAUAAGGCUGUAGUGGAAAGAGAGAACCUCAGGCAAUGA